AUGCCACCUGCAAAGAAAAAAGGUAAAUUCACAUUAGCAGUGGAGGAAGCUAUAUUACCAGAACUAGAAGAAGAAGCAGAACAUGCAACAACAUUUCUAGGAAUGGUAUUCACAGAACUGGAAAAAUUCAUAGAAGAAGGAAGCAUAGAAGGAUAUCUAGAAGGCAAAGUAGACGAACUAUUAGAACUAGGAGAAGAAGAACUAGACAAAUUCAUAGACGACCUAUUUGCAGUACCAAUGGAAGAUACAGAAACACCACAUACAGAUGCGGAUAUAAGAGAAAUUAGAAGCACUAGCAGAAGCGUUAGGAGAAGGAGAAGAAGACGAAGAAGAAUGGAUAAGAGACAAAGACGUGUGGGAACUACUGGCGGAUUACUACGAAACGCACGGAGGACACACGGACGAAGACGAUCUAGAACAUCUAGUAGAAAUAGUAGCAGAAGACACAUACCAAGGAAUAAAAGAAGUGGGAAUAAAAAAAACAUUAAGAUCACUAGCAAUAGAACAAGUGAAAAAUAUGAUAAAACAUACGCUAAAACCAGCAUAUCAAGUAGUGAAAGAAGACUACAAGAGAAUACUAAAACAAUACGCAAAAAAAUGGAAAGAAGGAAAAACAAUAGAAGAAAAAGUACAAAAUUUAAAAGAAGCAGCGAAAGAACACUGGAAAGGAGAAUCGACGAUGAAAAAAGCAGCAAAAUCAGUAAGAGAUCAAGCAUCGGCAGAUGUAAAAAAAAAAGUGAAAAGCACGAUAAAAUUCUCGGAAAAGAUAAAACAUCCAAAGAAACUGGCAGACGCAAUAAAAAAAACUACGGUACACACUGGGAAAAAAAUCCUAGGAGGAGUGAAAAACCAAGGGCCGGAGAUGAUGAUGGACAUAAUAACAAACAUAAUAGAACAUUACGUACCAAACGACGAAGGAAAAAUACUAACGAGAGCCAUAGGAAAAAUAACAGAAUACUCGGUAGCGUUCGCAAUGGGAGGACCGGCAGGACUAGCGGGGGCAGUACUGACAGACCUGAUACUAUUCAUAUCAACGAUAGGAAGACAGAUGGACCAAGAAGAAGCGGUAAACCUAUGGAACGCUCUACUAACGGGAAUAACAACGUACAGCGAUCCGGAACAUCCGUGGAAAGACCUAAACAACGACAUAAUAAACAGAGAAGCACCGAUAAACAAAGACUUCGAAAAAGUAGAGAAAAUAAGCGUACACACACUGAUACAAGAAUACAUAGACGUACCAACCUGACAGACACGGUAACUUACCAGAAGAAGACGAAGACGAAGGCUAAAUGCCAAAGAAAAAAGAAAAACAGAAACAUAAACGACCAAUAG
Molecule: messenger RNA, 1332 nt
Organism: Anneissia japonica
Lineage: Eukaryota; Metazoa; Echinodermata; Crinoidea; Comatulida; Comatulidae
Product: splicing regulatory glutamine/lysine-rich protein 1-like
Exons: 4
Coding region: 1-1332 (443 amino acids)
Source: RefSeq, a predicted model, not a curated record